AUUUAUUUGUCUUUGUCACUUCUUGUCUUCUGAUUAUGUUCGGCGUUGGAUGCAUUGCUUGGUCGAUGGCACAAGACAUCGUCACGGCGCCGAUCGUCGGGACCACGUCUUUGAAGCACCUGCAGGAUCUCCUUGGUGCCAUCAGUAUCACUCCGACCCCGGAAGAGCGUAAGUAUUUGAGGAGCUUAUCAACCAAAGUCUGUCUUUGGUCAGAUAAAUCCCUGCCAAUAGUUGAACCAACGAAUCGGGCCAUGAGUGGUUCGAGAUGAACAUUUUUGGCCUAGGCUACUGCGUUGAAUGCAUACAAUAUCACUGUAACGCAAUGCAUGCGCUGUCUCCUUUUAA
Messenger RNA from Suillus discolor, 345 nucleotides. RefSeq lists its product as uncharacterized. The record is from RefSeq and is a predicted model, not a curated record. The transcript is spliced from 2 exons. Lineage: Eukaryota; Fungi; Basidiomycota; Agaricomycetes; Boletales; Suillaceae. The coding region runs from base 36 to 269 and encodes 77 amino acids.